This is a messenger RNA of Ruditapes philippinarum (Manila clam), 2428 nucleotides long. RefSeq lists its product as uncharacterized. Bases 26 to 499 code for a protein of 157 amino acids. Gene Ontology annotation, molecular function: protein binding. NCBI's taxonomy places the organism in Eukaryota, Metazoa, Mollusca, Bivalvia, Venerida, Veneridae. The record is from RefSeq and is a predicted model, not a curated record. The transcript has 5 exons.
UCAUAAGAAUUAUAUCAUUAUAUUUAUGUGCUCAGAGGCAUUAAAACCUUGCAAAAAUGGGGCCCAAUGUUUUUCUGAUGCGGAUAGAUGUGAUAAUGUAUCUAAAUGUGAUGACGGUACCGAUGAAGAAGGCUGCUUUCUUGGCCAAGACGUGUUGGAUACAUCAACGAAAGCACAACGUACGGAUCCUAUAAUAAGCAUCGAAUGUUAUGAAAGUACAAGGUUCUCGACAACAACAAUCACCACUACCACGACAACCACCACUACUAUCACCCCACACGAAGAAACUAAUAAAGAUGAAGAUAUCUUAACAACACUCAAAAAACCUUAUGUUAUAGCCGGAAUGGUAGUUGGUGCUUUGGUCCUUAUAACUGUCACAGCAGGCCUAGUUUUAGCAGUGAGGCGAAAACAGAAAAAUUCUGAUUCUGAGGACAUUAUAAACGAUAUGUGGAUUUCUGGUAAAGAUUCUGGGAAAGAACUUGAACCGCUUAACAUGUGAAGCUUACGUGAAUGACAACUUAGUGAAAUGUAAUCGUUUUUUUUCUACAACGGUAAUUUGGUGGAGAUUUGUGCUUUAAAGUUUUUGUGCUUUUGUUCUAAACAAUUUUGUAGUUUCGCUGAAUUGACUACGUUAAUAUUUAGACUAUGAUGACCCUGGAAUCGCUCACCUGAAUACAAAAACUCUCCAUGACAAGGAACAAGUAAUAUUGUAAACUUACUAUAAACAAAAGCAGAUGUAAAAUCUAAAUCUUAAAGUGAAAUCACAAAAUUCAUAUUUGUACAAUGUAUCUGAAAUAGUGCAUGUGUAAAAACAUAACUGGUUGCUAUUGCUAAGUCCAUAAGAUGUGUACAUACUCAAAAAAUCAAUGACCCCUGGGGCAGGGUCAAUUUUGACCCCCAGGGCUUUUAUUUGAACAAACCUGAUCGACACUCACUAGAAGAUGUUUCAUGCUAAAUAUCUAAUCGCUAGCUCGUUGGGCUGUUUAAAGAAGAUUUUGUUUUAAGUUUUUAUUAUACGUAUGCAUAAAAAGAAUAUCAAUGAUCCCCUGUGGCGGGGCCAAUUUUGACCCCAGGGCUUUUAUUUUAAUUUACAAGAUAGACACUCACUAGAAGAUGUUAUAUGUCCAAAAUCUAAGCUCUAACUCUUUUGAGUUUUUAUAAGAAGUUUUUUUUUUCCAUAUACAUAUAUGGAAAAUAAAUUACCCCCUGGGGAGGGCCAAAUUUAACCCCAGAGAUUUUAUUUGAACAAACUUGGUAAAUACCUAUUCGAAGAAUGUUUCACGCUCAAUAUCUAAACUCUAGCUCUUUGGGAUUUUUACAAGAAGAUUAUUAUUUAAGUUUUUACUUUUUACAUAUAAGAAAAAUAAAUGACCCUCCCCGGGUGGGGCCAAUUUUGAUCCAAGGUUUUUUUGUUUUAACAAACUUGGUUGACACUUACUAGAGGAUUUUUCAUGCUAAAUAUCUAACCUCUAGCUCUUUGGGGGUGUUUUUUAAAUUAUAAAUAUGGGGCGGGGCAAAUUUUGACCUCAGGGCCUUUAUUUGAUAAAACUUUGUAGACACUCACUAGAAGAUGUUUCAUGCUUAAUACACUACCGCUAGCUCUCUGGGGUUUUUAAAAGAAGAUAUUUUAAAGUUUUUACUAUAUACAUUUAAGGAAAUUCAAUGACCAACCGGGCCGAGCCAACUUUGACCCAAGGGCUUUUGUUUGAACAAAUUUUGUAGACACACACUAGCAGAUAUUUCUAGCAAAAUAUCUAGCUCUAUUGGUUUUGUAAAAGAAAAUUUUUUUAAGUUUUUUUCUUUCAGUUGCCAUGGCAACCAGAGUUCUGCAUGGAAUUAAAUCAUUUGAACAAUUUUCAGAGGUGAUCACCAAAGGAACAUUCCUGAGAAGUUUAGGUGAAAUUGGCUUAGUGGUCUAUGAGGAGAAGUCGUUUAAAUUAAAAGUUUACGGACGGACGGACAGACGGACGGACGUCGGACGGACAGCGACCUCAAAAGCUCAUCUUGUCACUUUGAGACAGGUGAGCUAAUAAAGAUGUGUCGCUGGAAGGACGAAUAAAAAAAUAGUGCUGUGUGGACGGGCAUAUAGCUGAUAUUAGUAUUAUUUUAUUUUCAUGCAAAUUUGGAUUAUAUGAGAAUGUAAUACCAUUCAGUUAUUCUGACAAACAUUACGUAUAUGCCAUUAUAAAACAGACAUUGUAUUAGCUUAUUACUUAAUUUUACAAUAAACAAACAAUCAAAAAAUUGGUUACUCCGAUCCUCGAUCACACGAUUGAUCUUUGUUAAGUGAUGACAUAUUAUACAUAAAUGUUUACAGAAGUAUUUGACUAGUACAUGUAUAUAUUGUAUUUAAAUUAAGAAUAUGUUAAUAAUAUUCAAUUGUAUUCAUAUAUGGUUAGCUCUUCCUGUACAAUAAAGGUUAAUUAUC